AUGGGAAGUGAUCCGAAUCUUGUUAGUUAUUUAUUGUCAAAAUUGUCUACUACUUUCAAGAUUGGGGAUCUUGGUGAACCAGGUUUCUUUCUUGGUAUUGAAAUCGUUAAGUGCAGUGAUGGGAUCCUUCUAUCUCAACAACGGUAUAUGCUUGAUAUUUUGAAACGUGCUGUUAAUCAACUUUGUCAACAUAUGCAUGCUCCUACGAUCACUCAUUGGGAACAAGUCAAGCGUGUGUUGAGGGGUUUAGCUGAUGUUUGUGCUGAGGUAAUCUGGGUUAUCUCCCUCUUACGAGAGAUUGUUGUGACUAGGAUCUCUGUUCUCAAGCUGUGGUGUGAUAAUCUUGGUGCUACUUAUCUAUGUGUUAAUCCCAUUUUUCAUGCUCGCACUAAACAUGUUGAGAUUGACUAUCAUUUUGUGAGAGACGGAAUUGCCAAGGGAGAGAUUCAAGUCAACUUUAUCUCCACCAAAGAUCAACUUGUUGAUAUAUUCACAAAAGCUUUAGUAGGUCUUAGGUUUUCUUUUCUUAGAGACAAGCUACAGGUCACACCUGUACCCUGUGCUCGAGUGGGACUAUUAGGACUCUAUGUAUUUGAGUCAGGUUAUGAUUCACAAUCCUAG
Molecule: messenger RNA, 621 nt
Organism: Ipomoea nil (Japanese morning glory)
Lineage: Eukaryota; Viridiplantae; Streptophyta; Magnoliopsida; Solanales; Convolvulaceae
Exons: 3
Coding region: 1-621 (206 amino acids)
Source: RefSeq, a predicted model, not a curated record